Molecule: messenger RNA, 1218 nt
Organism: Linum trigynum
Lineage: Eukaryota; Viridiplantae; Streptophyta; Magnoliopsida; Malpighiales; Linaceae
Source: the annotation of a GenBank genome assembly
AUGUGUGGCGGUGCUAUCAUCUCCGACUUCAUACCUGCCACCGUUGGCGGUGGCCGUGCUUCCUCCAGGAAGCUCACCGCCGACUUCCUCUGGCCCGAUCUCAAGUCCAAGUCACUCAAAAGCAAUAAGCCUUACUCCAAGCCCGUCGUCAUAGAUCUCGACGAAGAUUUCGAGGCGGAUUUCCAGGGAUUCAAGGAUGAUUCCGAUGUCGAUGAGGACGACUGUGAUGUUGAUGCCUUGGCCGAUGUCAAGCCGUUUGCUUUCUCUGCUGCACCUCCUCCCCAGCCUCGCAACUCCGCCGCUUCCCGCGGCUCUACAGCGGUGAAGUCAGUGGAAUUCAGUGGACAAGCUGAAAGAUCUGCAAAGAGAAAGAGGAAAAACCAGUAUAGGGGGAUCAGACAGCGUCCAUGGGGUAAAUGGGCUGCAGAGAUUCGUGAUCCCAGUAAAGGAGUUCGUGUCUGGCUUGGCACAUUCAACACUGCUGAAGAAGCUGCCAGAGCUUAUGAUGCCGAGGCCCGUAGAAUCCGCGGCAAGAAAGCUAAGGUGAACUUUCCUGAUGAAGCAGCACCACGUUCGGCUACAUCUAAGCUCUCCACAAAGAGCAAAGCUCAGAAAUCAGUUCCCAAGGCAAUCCCAAAAUUGGAUGCUGGUUACUCGGAGUAUGCUGAGCAAGAGUUCUUCAACUCUAUGAACUACGUGGAAGAGAAACCAUCACUGGACCAGCUCGGGAAUAUGGACACCUUGCCCUCAAAUGGAAAUGCUGGAAUCAAGUCUACUGUUGACACCAGUGCUCCCAUGUACUUCAGUUCUGAUCAGGGGAGCAAUUCCUUUGAUUUUUCUGAUUUUGGAUGGACCGAACAGGGCGCCCCAAGGACCCCCGAGAUCUCGUCUGUGUUUCUAGCUGGGCCUGAGUUCAACGAAUCUGCAUUCGGAGAGGAGGAUGCUAAUCCCAGCAAGAAACAGAAGUUCAAUAAUUCUGAUGGUGCUGAGGUUCCUCCCCAGGAAGAGAACAAAGGGAAUUCCGCGGAGGGAGAGGAGCUGUUUGGAUUUGAUAACUAUCUUCAGAUGCCAUAUAUGGAAGGAGGCUGGGAGGCUUCCCUUGAGAAUCUACUUAACGGAGUUACCACCACCACAACAACAACAACGCAGGAUGAUGGGAACACAAUGGGCCUGUGGAGCUUUGAUGACCUCUCCAACAUGGUUGGAGGAGCCUAUUAA